Messenger RNA from Contarinia nasturtii (swede midge), 1281 nucleotides. RefSeq lists its product as uncharacterized. Bases 59 to 934 code for a protein of 291 amino acids. The record is from RefSeq and is a predicted model, not a curated record. The transcript is spliced from 2 exons. NCBI's taxonomy places the organism in Eukaryota, Metazoa, Arthropoda, Insecta, Diptera, Cecidomyiidae.
AUUUUCCAAUAGCUCUUCAGAUCCACAAUUAGUAGAAGAUUUCAAAACAGAAGGCAAAAUGUUCGAUCGAAAACUUUUCGCAGUAUUAUUCAUUGCUUUUACAUUUUCCGAGCUCCUGGUUGAAAAUGUGCUUGGAUUUGUUGGAAAAGUUCCCAAAUAUGAUAUGACACGUCAUAGCUAUUCGCCUUUAGACUUCAAACCACCGCCAGAAGAUCCCGUUCUUGCAGCGAAUAUGGUGAACGAAAUUAAGAGACAAAUCAAUAAAAAUAAAGCUUCGAAAGGCAGAAGAACUGGUGCGGCUCAACCAUCUCCAUCUUCAUUUGCGUCAGCAAACAACAAUUACAGAGACAAUCAUUACGAUGAUGACUAUGUGCGGGGUCGAGACAACCACAGAGACAAUCAUUAUGAUGACCGGAUAAGAGAUCGAAAUGGCGAGUUCGUGCGAGAUCGAAACGGUGAUUAUGUUAGAAGUCGAAAUGAUAACUAUGCCAGAGAUGAUGAUCGCAUACGCGGUGACUACGUGCGGGAUCGAAAUGGUGAUGUCAUAAGAGGUCGGAAUGAUUAUGAUAGAGAUCACUAUGACGAUCGUAGUAGAGGACAUACCGGCAACUAUAUACGACAAUAUGAUGAUCGUUCCCACGUUGAAAACAGCAGAGGACCUAGUGUCAGUCAAAUAACGAGCAAACUAGAGAAAAACAUAAGAAACCAAUUUGGCGAUGUUGUUGAUCGGGUUAAUAAACCGACGAAAGAGGGCAUUGUCGAUAUUCCAUACGCUCCGGACAGAGAAAUUGUCGAUAAAAUUGAUGGACAUAUGAGAAAGCAUGUGGUUCCCGAGGUUAAAGUUCGCAUAAAUUUCAAUGAACCGUCGAAAAAGCAAGCUGAUCCAUCGGAACUUUCGUUUAGUGAACGUCGUUCGAUGUAUAACUCGCGAUAGGAAUUUUUACAAUGUUUUGCAUUUUUUUUGGCAAAUCAGUGACAAAAUACAACAAAUAUUGUGGAGUAUUAAAACAUGACCGAAAGAACUGAAAAAAUAAGGGCAAGUACCAAAAAACACUAAUAAGAACGUAAAAUGAUAGGAAAAACGAAAUGAAAUGGUAACAUUCGUACGUGUCGGAAUUUCUUUGGUACUUUUGGUCAUGCGUUUAAUGCUCAUCGGUAUUUUGGUACUGAUUUUGGUCCAAAUUUUGUACUGUAUUUUCAAUGGUUUUUUGUUACAUAUCUUUAGUACUGUUAUUACUAUUUUAAUUGAUUGAAUAAACUGAAAUGAAAACGAACACAGAA